Molecule: messenger RNA, 3079 nt
Organism: Sorex fumeus (smoky shrew)
Lineage: Eukaryota; Metazoa; Chordata; Mammalia; Eulipotyphla; Soricidae
Gene: PPP1R21
Product: protein phosphatase 1 regulatory subunit 21
Exons: 22
Coding region: 128-2464 (778 amino acids)
Cellular component (GO): early endosome; membrane
Source: RefSeq, a predicted model, not a curated record
GCGGCGGCGGCGGCCCAGCGGGCAGCUCGGGCUGAGCCGUCCCGGGCGGGCAGCGCGGCCGGGGCUGGGGGCGGGGGGCGGGGCCGAGCCGUGCGGGCAGCCCGGCCUGGCCGGGGCGGGGGUGGCCAUGGCCUCGGCGGAGUUGCAGGGGAAGUACCAGAAGCUGGCUCAGGAGUACUCCAAGCUUCGGGCUCAGAAUCAGGUCCUGAAAAAAGGUGUUAUGGAUGAACAAGCAAAUUCUGCUGCUUUAAAGGAACAACUUAAAAUGAAGGAUCAGUCACUGAGAAAACUGCAACAAGAAAUGGACAGUUUGACCUUUCGGAAUCUGCAGCUGGCCAAGAGGGUAGAACUACUUCAAGAUGAACUGGCCCUAAGUGAGCCCCGGGGCAAGAAGAACAAGAAAAGUGGGGAAUCUUCUCAGUUGAGCCAAGAGCAGAAGAGUGUCUUUGAUGAAGACCUACAGAAGAAGAUAGAAGAGAAUGAACGGUUGCAUAUACAAUUUUUCGAAGCUGAUGAGAAGCAUAAGCAUGUGGAAGCAGAGCUGAGGAAUCGACUGUCCUCUCUUGAAACAGAGGCUGCUCAGAACCAAGCUGUGGUGGACGGCCUGACGCGGAAGUACAUGGAGACCAUAGAGAAGCUGCAGAAUGACAAGGCCAAACUAGAAGUCAAAUCCCAGACCCUAGAAAAGGAGGCCAAGGAAUGUCGACUUCGAACUGAAGAAUGUCAAUUACAGUUAAAGAGUCUUCAUGAAGAUUUGUCAGGUAGAUUAGAGGAAUCCUUAUCAAUCAUCAGUGAAAAAGUACCUUUUAAUGAUACAAAAUAUAGUCAGUAUAAUGCUCUGAACGUCCCACUCCACAAUAGGAGACAUCAGCUGAAAAUGCGGGAUAUUACUGGACAAGCCCUGGCUUUUGUUCAAGAUCUUGUGACCGCGCUUUUGAACUUUCACACCUACACAGAGCAGAGGAUUCAGAUUUUCCCUGUUGAUUCUGCCAUUGACACUAUAUCUCCACUGAAUCAGAAGUUCUCACAGUACCUUCAUGAGAACGCGUCCUACGUCCGCCCCCUCGAGGAAGGAAUGCUUCAGCUGUUCGGAAGCAUCACUGAGGAUACUGUGACCGUCCUGGAGACAACUGUGAAAUUGAAAACUUUUUCAGAGCAUCUAACCUCUUACAUCUGUUUUCUUAGAAAGAUUCUUCCUUAUCAGUUAAAAAGUUUAGAAGAAGAAUGUGAAUCUUCUCUUUGCACAACUGCGUUAAGAGCCAGGAAUUUAGAGCUGUCUCAAGACAUGAAAAAAAUGACAGCUGUGUUUGAGAAGUUGCAAACUUACAUUGGGCUUCUCGCUUUGCCAAGUACGGAGCCGGACGGACUCCUGCGGGCCAACUAUGGUUCUGUGCUAACAAACCUGGGGGCGGCGCUGCGAGGGCUUCACGACGUCACGAAAGAUAUUUCCAAACAUUAUAGUCAAAAAGCAACCAUUGAGCAUGAACUUCCCACAGCGACACAGAAACUCAUAACGACUAAUGACUGUAUCCUGUCGUCAGUACUAGCGUUAUCAAAUGCAGCAGGCAAGAUGGCCUCUUUCUUCAGCAACAAUGUGGACCACUUCGCUGCUUCGCUCAGCUACGGGCCCAAGGCAGCCAGCGGGUUCAUCAGCCCCCUCUCAGCCCAGUGCAUGCUCCAGUACAAGAGAAAAGCCGCCGCCUACAUGGAGGCCUUGAGAAAGCCCCUCAUGGAGUCUGUGUCUUAUGAAGAAGCGCUGGCGAAUCGCCGGGUACUGCUCAGCUCCACAGAAAGCCGGGAGGGCUUGGCACAGCAGGUUCAGCAGAGUUUGGAGAAGAUUUCUAAGCUGGAGCAGGAAAAGGAACAUUGGAUGUUAGAAGCACAAUUAGCCAAAAUCAAACUAGAGAAAGAAAACCAGCGAAUUGCUGAUAAGCUGAAGAGUACAAGUGGCGGGCAAGUGGCUGGGCCGGCUCAGGAGAACGGCACCGCAGUGCCCCCUGCAGGCCAGGAGGCCUCCAUGAAGUCUGCAGCAGAGCUCGGUCCCAGCACCAGCCUGAUCGGGAUUUUAACCAGGACUUCGGACAAUGAGGUUCCAGAUGUGGAGUCUCGGGAAGACUUGAUUAAGAAUCACUACAUGGCCAGGAUCGUGGAGCUCACCUCGCAGCUGCAGCUGGCUGACAGCAAGUCCGUGCACUUCUAUGCUGAGUGUCGAGCACUCUCUAAAAGACUCGCCCUUGCUGAGAAGUCUAAAGAGGCACUGACAGAGGAGAUGAAAGUGGCCAGUCAGAACAUCAGCAGACUUCAGGACGAGCUGACGACCACCAAGAGAAGCUACGAGGACCAGCUGAGCAUGAUGAGCGACCACCUGUGUGGCAUGAACGAGACGCUGUCCAAGCAGCGGGAGGAGAUCGACACACUGAAGCUGGCCAGCAAGGGAAAUUCUAAGAAGAACAAAGGCCGGUAGUUGGCACACAGCUGGCUGCUGACUUCUUCCAGAGCUGCGACUGUUGCCGGGAGCUGCAGGGCCAGACUCCGCGCCCAGCGCUGGCCGCCGUCAGGAAGCUGGAGCACUGUGGACCGAGUGACUCGUCAGCUGUCCACGGCUGGGCACGCGUCGUCAGAUACAUUUGUAACCAGGAAGGCAAAACCAGAACUUGAUGUUGACAGUAAAAUGGAAAACAAUACACAUACCAUGGAUAUUGUAGGUUUCCUUAAUGCUGUUUUUACCGUGCACUUUUUAAAAUUAGGUUUUAAUUUCAGUAUGUAAGAACAACAAAGAUUUUGUAUAUUUUCAAACUCAAUUAUAUGGUAAUCGAUUUGGUAUCUAUGGAAUAGAUAUAUGUUUCUGGAUAAAAUGCUUAAAUUGUCAAAUUGUCAUUACUUGCUAUAAUUGAAAGCAGUCUCCCAGAUUCUUUUUAAAAAUAUGCAUACUGCUCUCUUUCUCUCUCUGAAGGAGUGGGACUUGCAAAAUUCAUAUCUUGUGGAUUUAUUAUCAUUGUCUUUAGCUUUUCCGUACCCUCUCUGUGUUGGAAUAAUAACUUAAGGAAAUUGAUGUCAAUAAAUUCAUACUUAUAUCAAA